Rubroshorea leprosula is the source of this 523-nucleotide messenger RNA. Lineage: Eukaryota; Viridiplantae; Streptophyta; Magnoliopsida; Malvales; Dipterocarpaceae. The record is from the annotation of a GenBank genome assembly.
CCUACAAAAACCCCCCUUUCCUUCCUCAUCUCCGUUUCGUCUUUCCCAGUUUCAGCCAUCUCUACUGUGCCUCAAGCUGCCACUUUGUUUUUAGUCAAUUCUUGUUGUUUGGUCACCGAAAAAGUAAUCUCAAGGUAUGCUAUCAAUAAGCUAUUUCGAGAAGCCCAAACUAGGUGGUUGAGGCCAACAGAAGUGUUCUUUAUACUACAGAAUCUUGAAAAAUACUAGAUCAUUUGUGAGCCUUCUCAAAAGCCUGCAAGUAUUAUCCAUAAUCAUUUAAUUUUAAUUAAAUUUUUAAAAAUUUCCAACGUAUUAUGCUGGAAAAUGAGUUGAUGAUGCUUAUUCUCAAGAUAAUUUUCUACCGCUUCCCGUUGGAACAUAAGUUCACUUUUUUUCACAGUGCUGACUGUUAUCGCGAGGAUUAUUUUCCAGUGUAUUCCGUUGGAAAAUAACUUGAUAAAUGCAUUAUCCUCAACAUUAUUAUCCAGCGUAUAACGCUGGAAAAUAAGCAGCAAUUUGUCUU